UGGUGUGAUAUGAAGGAUACGCCUGUCUCACCUGUGGGAGAUCAAUCAAUUGUGGAAUAAUCGUGUUAUCUACAAAAACAUUGUAUUGAGUGUUCGGAAUUGGUUUUCUGCUCUACACAAGCUAAAUCGCUUACGGACGGCGGAGAAGAAGCGUUUAUUAUUGGUAAUGAAUUUUCACGGGGUCCUGAGCUCACGAAGUGUGUUUGUAAAUCAAAACGUACAGUAUUGACGGGUGGGAUUUGUUUGCUUCCUGGCUUGCUUACGUGAAAGCCGUCUUCGGAUUUGGCAAUGUGGAUGUCUAGCCAGGUGAGAGGAUAGCAAAUCGAGCUCCCCAACGACAUAGGCUUUGGUGCAUCACCACACCUGCAGGCUCAUAGACAACACCAUCAUCAUCACAGGAUGCUAGACCUUAUCUCCGAUCGACCGCUGUCAGCAGCUAUAGAAUAUUCUUCCGAGCGUCAGCGAGUUGAUGGUCGGUGCUCCACUACUAAAUAGGCUGGAGCCAGUUGCUGGUUGAUACGCACUUAGCCUGUGUCAGAAACUGUCAUUGUCACAACUGGUCACAACUGUUGGGGAGAGGCUUCUAGGUAAGAUAAGGUUCUUCCUUGAAGAAAGAUUUCAUCGCAUUCCCGAGCGAUACCAGAUCUCCCGCCCUUUUAUUCUGAUUGGAGACAUUUCUUUGCACGGUUACCAGUUUUUAUCUUGUCAACUGUCCGAAAAGGCUUUAUCGACUGGGCGUGAGGUCGCUGGAUUCACAUUGUGUUGGCAUUGUGUUAAUAUCGCUGAAGAGUUCGCCAAUUCUGUUUUGAUCGAGACUUCUAACCAUAUAGGGGUGUGGACAUUGCAGAAUCUGUUUUAAGUACGCUCGUGACUCUCCCGAAGCUAUCUUUAGACCUAAUCGGUCACGUGCUAUAUGCUGCCCGCGCGAUUUCGUUUUUCUGUGCAGAUGUCGAUGGUUUGGAGCUACAGUUAAUGAGGGAUUGCUCUUGUCGCCUUCCAAUCAUCGCUGUUAUCCAGGGUCGAUUUCCUCAAUCGCGGUAACUUUGUAACAGUUGUGCUACGUUUGUUUAUUUGAUUGGUGUUUAUUUGAUUGGAGUGUGCUUUGUCCAACAGAGAGCCGAGUUUAUGCUAUGUUUGAUAAAAUGUGCUAUGUUUGACAAAUUGACAUAUAACGUCAUCUGAAGAUUGGCAUGUGUAAAUUUGUUUUCAUUGCAGGUGUAACCAUGUGUCUGUGACCUAAUCGAUUUUGUCCUGAAUAUUCGAGUCACGAGCUAUUCAUUCGUUGUCGUAUGCCACGGGAUAUUUCUGAGUCUGUUUCAAUUUUCCUGAUUGAUGCUGUUUCUGUGCUUACAUACAUAACUGUUUUUGUUUUCAAUUGACGCGAGACAUAUAUAUUGUCACUUGAAGAUAGGUUCGCCCUCUGACCCUGCCCGUAUCGUGAUGAAUGCAUUACACAUUUUGACAAGGGGAGGGGCACUUAAAGCAAUCACUCACGCUCGUUGCUUGGUAAGAAUUGUGGUCGUACCUUGCCAUCUUUCACCGCAAUGUUGAAGGUUUGAACUGACUAAAGCUUAAGUUCUACUACUGCCCAGAAUUCACAAUCCCGGCCUAACGUUCGGGUGUCCGAAGAUUGUAGACUGUUGGCUUCAAUCAUGGGGUGUAUGCACACAACCGUAGAGAUGCGCGAGGAAACUACAAAUCAGGACAAGGAAUCCUCCAACGGCAUAAGCCACAGUCCUCGAUUGUGCAAAAUACACAACGACGUCCCUCAAAGUGACGUUAACGUCAACGUGGCGUCAUUGAAGUUGAAAGCGCUUCAAGAAACUGCAUUUGGCGAAGACAAAGAAAGAUCUCUAAUGUAUCAAACGAAUAUAUUGAAAAGUUCCGAUUCUGUAAACACGGGGAGUUCUCUGUCAUUGGCCGAUUUGGAGACAUACCGGAAGAAGAAAUUUCCAAAAUGGCACGGCUAUCGAAAAUGCAAAUACUGUACGGACGAAGAGAGCUUACCUUCGUUGUUCAUGUCGAUUUGCGACAGCGUCAGUUUCGAAGCGAAAAGCGAGGCGUCAAGUACGGACCAGCUUUGCAAACCUACCGAGAAACGCAAGAAGCGAAAGGGCCAAAUGGUACCAAGGGGACUUCCUUCUCGGAACAGCUGUAGAAACUGCAGCACCAAGCUGAAAAGAGAGGAGCCCUUGAAAAACAAUGUCCCAAAUAAUGUCCAAUCGGAACUGCAUACGUCCAGAUACAUAAACCUUUUGGCUAUGAAUGCUUUGGACCUGACUGCACCAGCCAGUGAUGCCCUCCUGAAGAACCGGAAGAAUGCCUGGGUACAAUUGGCCGGACAUCCGGGGUCUUUUGCUCCAGCCGGGCCAGACACUAUUUGGAAGAAACGGCUGACGAAGGAUAACAGUGAAGUGAAGGCCUAUCAGGCUCUGAUGAAUGAUGCGGCGAAAGAUGUUGUCCCUGCGUUCUACAGAGAGGUGGAGUUCAAUGGAGACUUUUUUAUAGAGAUGGAAGAUCUUUUACACAACUUUCACGAUCCCAAUAUAAUGGACAUCAAGAUGGGAUGCAGAACUUUUUUGGAGGCCGAGGUAAAGAACCCUGUGAUGCGGAAGGAUCUUUACGAGAAGAUGAUCAGGUUGGAUCCUGACGCGCCUACGCCGGAGGAGCACGACGAAAGGGCGAUAACCAAGUUGAGAUACAUGCAGUUCAGAGAACAGGAGAGCUCAACUGCCUCUUUAGGAUUUCGGAUUGAGGCUAUCAGAGUAUCUGGACAAACACCAAUCACGGACCUUAAGAAGGUGAAGACGAAGGAAGAGGUUGGAGCUGUCAUAGAGAGGUUCAUCAACAGCUCUGAAGGAAUUCGAAAAUCUAUCGAAGAUAAAUUGCUACAUCUACGACAGUGCUUUGAAAAAUCAGAGUUCUUCAAAUCACACGAGUUGAUAGGCAGCUCCUUGUUAGUUAUGUUCGACAACAGAGGUACUACUGGAGUGUGGAUGAUCGAUUUUGCCAAAACGCUCUCGGUAGAGCACACAGUGACUCACAGGGAGCCCUGGGUACUAGGCAAUCACGAGGAUGGCUAUUUGACGGGCCUGGACAAUUUAAUACAGGUGUUUACGGACCUCUCUUCUUCCUGCCAAAACCAUAACGAACAUCAAUUAUCAAUUCUGGAGCAGACGACAGCAAGCGAUGUCACGUGAUACCUCGGUUGCCUUGACGCCGAAAGCUUUCCCUAUCCAACACACUAGGUGUCUUCUAUUUCACCCAGAUCCUGUUUGGGCGGUGAAGUAGCUUGGCAACCCGCUUCUGCUUAUCUCCCUUGUGGGACUUACCACGAGAUAUCGCCCCGCAGGCCUCCGGUUUCCAGGUGAUCACAGCAGAAGUGAUAAACAAGUGACAGCCAUACUAUUUUUAAGCAGCAAAUUGAAAGACGAAACGAACAACCGGUGUUUUAACUACCAUCAUCAGUGCUGUGUGAUACUUAGACCUUUCCAUGGGAGGCAGCUUUGGUGAUGUACAAAAAAGAAGUUAUUUUUCUUAUUAAGAAGGGUUUAUUAUGGUUUCUUCUUUUGGCCGCCUGCAUGUUGACUGUGUUUCUUUCAAACCGUGUUCUGUGUGAUGUGACAAUCAGGAACAGUCGGAUCGUGCGUUCUUCAAAAUCGUGUGGGUUCAAGCUGUUCGAAGCGGUCGUACUGUGUUUUAUGUAUAAAAAUAUACGCUGUUACCCUGUCGUUUCAGCUUUGGUUGUUUCAUCUAACCAUGUAGGUUUAUCAGUAUUUAAUCCUUAGAUAAGUGUCACUCUGACUAUCUUUUGUUGACAAGUCUCGACGUGGAGGCGAAAUCAGACAAUGUUCGUUAGUUGAAUAGAUGGAUGAGGAAAGAAUUUUAUAUUUUCGUGAAAAGUCAGCUGCCAGUGCCAUCUUAUUAAGAUGCCCAUCACUGAAGAUCUCUAAGAUUAUGAAAUCCUUGAUUUUAUGUUUACGUCCCAAAACUUGGGAGUAACGUCACACGGAGCACUGGGACAAAAUAUGAUUGAACCUUACUCUGAUGGACAUCUUGCUCCCUGCGUAGAGAAUCUAUUUGGAUAGCGGAAUAUAAACGGGGUCUCACGUUUCUUUUGUCACAAAAGAUAUGUUCCAAACAAAUCACCGAGGACAACUGUGCUUUUGAGGCUGGAAUUCUGAAUGCAGGAACUAGUAUGUCUUGUUCAAAAUCGUCGUGUGGUCAAACUGGCCCAGUCAGAUGACGAAAAUGACAGCCUCGCACUUCUGGUAUUGUUAGUUGGAUACCUAUGUGAACGGAUCUGUACAGUCGUGAUGGAAGGUGUUACUGUAUCACGUUACAGUUUUCACCAAGGAUACGCAACUGAAAAGCACAAGUCCCAGGCCAACUGAUGGAAGGCUAGAUCCAGAGAGAUGUACCUUCUCCAGACCUUCAGUUGUAACUUUUGAAUCUGUAUUUUUGAUUAGCCUGGAUUUGAGUAUUUUAUGUCCUCGUUUUGUCGAGUGUGUUUGUUUGUAAUGUUUCUGGAAGGGCGGGACGUAACAUUAUCCUUCGCUAAAAAUAACUAAAGAAAGGGAGUCGUUUGAGCGGAAAUUGUGAAGAUUUUAUUUUAAAAAUGUGCAUCCAGGAAUACCAAAAGCGAUAUACCGGAGACAUAAAUUUAUUAAGUACCGUAUGCUUGUUUGAAGUAAGAGGUUUUGACUUCCACUUGACUGGAACGAACUUCUGACAGUAAUAAGGGAGGUAACUUUGUUUAACAUUUAUUUCCAUGUUUUUAUUUGGGGCCAUACUUCGAACUCAAGCCUUGCCAUAAAUUUAUUUUUUGUUAGCGGAUAAGCUUUGUUUGUUAAGAUUUCCCAGCAUGUUUGCAACUUUUGUGCGAGGUCAGAUGUUAAAUGAGACUGUUUUAGUUACAUAACGAUAUGUAUCUAUAUAUAUAUAUAUGUAUCUCUAGUUUUUGUUUAAUAUGUUUCAUGGUGUGCUUAUACACUAUGCAGUAGUAUCAGACCUUCUCAAGUUGUAAAGAACUGAAGUCAGCCAAAAGCCAGGACACGGUUGUUUAAAAGUGUACCAGAGGUGGUUCGGUGCCCUCUUUAAUCUAAACAAACUAUUUCAUUGUUGCAUUGUUGCAUAUUUUAUUGUUGCAUUGUUGCAUAUUUCAGCACAUUUCAACAUUGCAUUGUUGCAGAUCACACCGUCUGAACGAGGCUUAUAAAAUAGACUUCUCCCAUUUUCAUUUCACUCGAUACAAUUCGCGUGAUGUGAACGUGGGUUAACGGUUGCUACUGUCGAAUUCAGUGUAUCCCGGUGUUGCUUUCCUAUCAACUCAACCAUUUCUAGCAACAAUAUGGUAAAAGGGGGAUCCUGAAAGGAGGAAGAUAGCAGGAUUUAUUUGAUAUUUGCGUAACGCCUGUGGUCAAAGCUGCCGCAGCUUACAGGAUUUAAUUGAUGUUUACACAGAGCUGAUGAAAUUGUUGCCAAAGUUUUCACGGAGUAAAUUUUCAGUUCGAGGUGACAUCUGUAAUCCGUUACAAUCUAAGGGUAAUAACUACAUGUAUUGCGCCAUGAGAAUUUGCACAGUAUCCAUGGAAGAUAGCAGGAUUUAUUUGAUAUUUGCGUAACGCCUGUGGUCAAAGCUGCUGCAGCUUGCAGGAUUUAAUUGAUGUUUACACAGGGCUGAUGAAAUUGUGGCCAAAGUUUUCACGGAGUAAAUUUUCAGUUCGAGGUGACAUCUGUGAUCCGUUACAAUCUAAGGGUAAUUACUACAUGUAUUGUGCCAUGGGAAUUUGCACAGUGUCCAUGGAUAACCUGGUCACAACUGUGGCCAGUUGCGUCAGGAAAUGUCCCCAUUAUAUGUCAAGUAGUUUACACUCUUGAUCGUUUUUUUUAACCAUGUGCAUAUUUAUAGCGCCUCCAGCGUGUCAGUGGUUCUCUGGUGUCACUGCAGCAAGACCCUUGACUGCAGGUAGUUCUACUCAAUUCCUCAGUGAAUCCUAAAUAUGUAAUCAACGAAAUCUUCAGUCGCAUGUUGCUACAGAAUCCCAAAUGGGUUGAUCAUGUGAACUCGAAUCUGCCGUGUACACGUAAGACGGAUAAGCUGAUUGGUCACAGCACCGCUCUAGUACUUCAUUGGUUGAAAUGGGCUACCUGUAAUUGGACUGAACUCGAGAAACCCACCAAAGAUGGUAGAAUCAACCUUGAACAGAUGAAGGGAUAUAACCUUUGGUACAGCGAGAAUGCUGCAUAAUGACCGAGAUUUACCCAAUGUAACAAUACACAAGCGUUUUCAAGCGAAAAUUGUUUCAAAAAGUCUGUUUUACCUGAAUUGUUAUUUGUAUAUUAUGUUCUGUUCGUUUCGGAGAGAAAUGAAUGCAGAGGGCUAAAGAUCAUUUUUUUUUUUGUAAUGAUUUGAUAUCAGUGUCGAUAUAGGAUUUACCGAUAAGAACAAGUUGAUUCACGAAAUUGAUUAUUCUGUAUUAAAUUUGGUCCGCCGUAUUACUACUCCUCCUUUAAAACAGUUUCUUUGUGACUAAAAUUGUACGUAAUUUACGUCAGAAUAUUGUUAUGGUCCUCAACACAAAAGAAACCUUUCAGUGUACGUUGUAUGUCAUUUCUAUAGGGUAACCUUUUGACUGCUUUUAAAAGUUCUUAAGACCAAAUAAAUAUAGUAUAUUUCA
Messenger RNA from Liolophura sinensis, 6680 nucleotides. Its product is annotated as inositol-trisphosphate 3-kinase homolog. Gene Ontology annotation, molecular function: inositol hexakisphosphate kinase activity. Gene Ontology annotation, cellular component: cytoplasm; nucleus. The record is from RefSeq and is a predicted model, not a curated record. The coding region runs from base 1653 to 3200 and encodes 515 amino acids. Lineage: Eukaryota; Metazoa; Mollusca; Polyplacophora; Chitonida; Chitonidae. Gene Ontology annotation, biological process: phosphatidylinositol phosphate biosynthetic process; inositol phosphate biosynthetic process. The transcript is spliced from 10 exons.